GCCAAGAUAAGCCAAAAUGGAAGCGAUGCUUGAUGAGACAGUGUCGACGGAAGAUUUAAAGAAAUUUGAACAGAGGUACAAUGAGCAGAUGACAAGAGGCAGCGUGAGUCCAAAGACUCAGUUUGAAUAUGCUUGGUGCUUAGUGCGUAGUAAAUAUUCCAAGGAUAAUCAGAAAGGAAUUAUUCUCUUAGAAGACCUAUUUCAUAAAACACAUGAUGAAACUGCGAAGAGAGAUUACUUAUAUUACCUGGCUGUCGGGAACACGCGUCUCAAAGAAUAUGACAAAGCUCUCAAAUAUGUAAAUGGCAUCUUACAAGUACAACCUGGCAACCACCAGGCUGCUGAGCUGAAGAAAAUUAUAAAGAAAAAAAUGGAGAAAGAGGGUCUUCUAGGAAUGGCAAUAGUUGGUGGAGCAGCUGCAGUGGCAUUGGGAAGCAUUAUAGGGCUGGGCGUGGCACUUGCUAAGAAAUAACUUAGAGAUACUGUACUAAGACACACAUUGAGCAGAAGACCUGAUUAAACAAAACUUUCGUUUUCCUGGAAAUUUCAACAUUUUCCUUAAAAACCAAAGUGUAUCAUGUCCAAAGCCAUUUGCAAAUUACAAUCUAUAAAAUUUUGCCCAAAUUUGAUUUCCAAGCUACUGGAUUGGUGAAUUUCACUUAUAGAAAUUUAGAACUUGCAAACAGGUUAAUUUUAUAAAUUGUAAUUUUCUCAAUGGAAUUUAAUGGAAU
Lingula anatina is the source of this 731-nucleotide messenger RNA. RefSeq names its product mitochondrial fission 1 protein-like. Lineage: Eukaryota; Metazoa; Brachiopoda; Lingulata; Lingulida; Lingulidae. Gene Ontology annotation, molecular function: protein binding. The record is from RefSeq and is a predicted model, not a curated record. Gene Ontology annotation, cellular component: peroxisomal membrane; mitochondrial outer membrane. Gene Ontology annotation, biological process: peroxisome fission; autophagy of mitochondrion; mitochondrial fission.